GAGUUUCGUGACCAUGGGGUCGAAAUGAUGGGGCCAGCUGCAGAGCUCUUGCAGACAUCCAAGAAGUGGAGCAGCAAUUUCCAAAGGGAUAUGAUGCGGAAGGCCAACAGGCAACUGCCAGUGCUACUUCCCCAUGAGCUGGUUCCGUGGUUAGUGGAGCAAGGAGUUUUUCCAGUGGAUGAAGAAUCUGACGCAGCCCAUGCAGAAUUCUGGGAACACCUUCAGAAGGUGGGCACUCCUACACACAAUGCCACUGCGAACCAUGUCCCGCUCUACAUAUGGGGAGAUGAUGCCGAGUUUACCGAGCACCAUCAGGAUAAGCUGGUUGUGAUUUCUAUUGGUCGGGUGCUGGAACA
This is a messenger RNA of Symbiodinium pilosum, 356 nucleotides long. The record is from the annotation of a GenBank genome assembly. NCBI's taxonomy places the organism in Eukaryota, Dinophyceae, Suessiales, Symbiodiniaceae.